Messenger RNA from Saitoella complicata NRRL Y-17804, 1626 nucleotides. RefSeq names its product general substrate transporter. The coding region runs from base 1 to 1626 and encodes 541 amino acids. Gene Ontology annotation, molecular function: carbohydrate:proton symporter activity. Gene Ontology annotation, biological process: transmembrane transport; carbohydrate transport. Lineage: Eukaryota; Fungi; Ascomycota; Saitoellomycetes; Saitoellales; Saitoellaceae. The transcript is spliced from 4 exons. Gene Ontology annotation, cellular component: membrane. The record is from RefSeq and is a predicted model, not a curated record.
AUGAGUGGAGGAGUACAGAGAGGUACCGCGUUUGUUGGUAAGCCAUUGGUUUACUUCACCACAGUCUUCGUGUCGUUAGGUGUCUUUCUGUUUGGUUAUGACCAGGGCGUUAUGUCGGGCAUUAUUACUGGCCAGUACUUCAAUGAAACGUUUAACUAUCCCAGUCGAGCAAAACUGGGGACCAUGGUCGCGAUUUUGGAGGUGGGUGCAUUUAUAUCCUCAAUAGCCGUCGGAAGGGUCGGAGACCUGAUCGGUAGACGACGGACGAUCUCUUACGGUGCAUGCGUAUUCACAAUGGGCGGCUUGAUUCAAACCAUGUCUUCGGGCAUGGUCAGCAUGAUCAUCGGUCGCUUUACCGCGGGUAUCGGCGUUGGCCUUUUGUCGACUAUUGUUCCCAUAUACCAGUCAGAGAUUUCACCAGCGGAUCAUCGAGGAUCCCUAGCGUGCAUUGAGUUUACCGGAAACAUUAUCGGAUAUGCGAGCUCGGUCUGGAUAGACUAUUUUGCGUCGUUCAUCCCUAGCAAUAUGUCGUGGAGAUUGCCAUUGUUCAUGCAGUGUGUUAUGGGUUUUUUACUGGCUGUAGGGUCGCUGGCGAUUGUCGAAAGCCCUCGCUGGCUGCUUGACCGUGAUCACGACAUCGAGGGCCUAACUGUCUUGGCCAAUCUCCUUGCUAAAGGUGACACAGACAGCAAAGUUGCUAGAGAUGAGUUCCGCUCUAUCAAACAGGGGGUCUUGAAGCAAAGGAUCGAAGGGGAGAUGAGUUACGGAGAGAUGUGGCGGAGGUACAAGAAGCGAGUUCUCAUUGCUAUGAGUUCCCAAGCCUUUGCACAGCUCAACGGCAUUAACGUCAUUAGCUACUACGCGCCUCUCGUCUUUGAGCAGGCAGGCUGGGUCGGCAGGGACGCGCUUCUCAUGACGGGUAUCAACGGUUUGGUCUACGUCGCCUCCACGAUCCCGCCUUGGUACGCCAUCGAUUACCUGGGCCGGCGCUUCAUUCUCCUCUCGGGAGCUGUUGUCAUGUGCGUAGCUUUAUCGUCGAUAUCAUGCGUCAUGUACCUGGACAAAUGGUACACAGCCGAUCUCGUGGUGGCUCUGGUCAUCAUAUACAACGCCUCUUUUGGCGCGUCAUGGGGUCCUGUCCCUUGGUUGUAUCCGCCAGAAAUCUUGCCUUUGACUAUCCGUGCCAAGGGAGCUAGUUUGUCAACAGCGACAAACUGGGCAUUCAACUUCUUGGUAGGAGAGGGGACUCCAGUACUGCAGCAAGCAAUCAAGUGGAAGCUAUACCUCAUCCAUGCCGCUAGCUGUGCUGUGAGUUUUGCUGUGGUAUGGUUCUUUUACCCCGAGACAAAAGGUGUUGCGCUGGAAGAAAUGGACGUCCUGUUUGGAGAUACGGUACAGGAUGACGAGGAGACUACGUCUUUAGUGAGGAGCGGACGAUCCUCUAUGGACGUAACACCUGUUCGCGGUACACCAGAAACACCAAGUACUCCCAGCAGGGUUGGGACUCCCUCAGAUGAUCUCGCCCGAGGCUUCGUCGUCAAGAUGAAGAGCGGCAUGCAAAGGAUGGCAUUGAGUAGACAAAACUCUGAUUAUGAGAGGUUGGGCAACGGCGACCAGCAGUCAUGA